AUGUAUCGAUCUUUACAAGAACAAGUCUAUUAUGAAGGUCCAGUUGAACUCAGAUUUGCAGAAGCCAAGCCGCAACUACGGGCCAUGCCAAUCUCAAGUCGGACCGAUAACCCAAAGUUGGUGAUCCGACCAGCGACCGCAGAUUUUGUGAUGGUCAAUCCUUGUUACAAGCUCAUUGAUGACAGCUAAGAACGGUGACCUGGAGUGGAAAAGUUUCAAAACUCACUGUAUCGGAUCUUAAUCAACCAACCAUGCAACUCCUGCUGGUUCCGAUUGACAUCCUAGGAUAACCCAGGAUCCAUUGGACUCACUCAUCAAUGAUAAAUAAAUCCAGGCUUGAUGUUGAACCUCG
Puccinia graminis f. sp. tritici CRL 75-36-700-3 is the source of this 352-nucleotide messenger RNA. RefSeq lists its product as uncharacterized. Lineage: Eukaryota; Fungi; Basidiomycota; Pucciniomycetes; Pucciniales; Pucciniaceae. The record is from RefSeq and is a predicted model, not a curated record. Bases 1 to 189 code for a protein of 62 amino acids. The transcript is spliced from 2 exons.